GCAGAAACACUUCAUAUGUGUAUGCAGGAAUGUUUUAGUGUGAGUUGAGAAGGUGAGAGCUGUCCUGCAGUUAAGAUUGAAAAUAAGACAACUAGCAGAAAUUGAAAAAUGGGAAGCUCUUAAAACUUCACUUUUUUUUAUUUCUGUUGUAUUUUGGUCGUGUUGAGAAAAGAGACACUUCUUCUCUGAAGCAAAAAAAGAAAACACUGUUCAUUGGACGUUGCCGUGCGUCCGGAGGCGGAGCUAAAUUAUACUGUUUGCAGUGGAUUCCAGCAGUGACUGUUCACAGUGAGGCAGCGGGACCAAAGAAACAUGUUCACCUUGAAAGUCGGAAAACCAAACAUCGGGAAUAAAUCCAGCCUAAUAAGAUGGUUUUUUCAGACGCUGACGCUCAUCAUCCUCCUGGUGUUUAUAUUCGUUGUCGUCAUGCAGCUCUACACCGACCCAAUCAAAGGUUUAACUAAACAUUCAUUUGGUUCUGAUCAGAGCUCAAUGGAGGGAACCAAAAAACCAGAGGGACCGUGCUCCAAGGAGAACGUCUGUCCAUCCAACCAGAUCAGCUUCUCCGUCCAGAGUGGAGCUGCAAACGUUGUUCCUCCAAAGAUCUGUCUCAAUGGAGAACUGGUGUUAGGAACCACCUUGAACAACGCUGGAAGUGGAAUCAACAUCGUAGUGAUGAACGGUAAAACCGGAGAGCUACUCAAGUCGGAUCACUUCAACAUGUACAGCGGCAAAGUGGAACCUCUGAUCGAGUUCCUGAAGAGCAUUGAGACCGGUUCUGUGGUUCUGAUGGCCGUCUUCGACGAGGGAUCCACAAACUUAAACGAUGAAGCCAGGGGGCUGAUUGAGGGUCUGGGAAGCUCCACCAUCCGGGCUCUGGGAUACCGCGAUAACUGGGUGUUUGUUGGUGGGAAAGGAGUAGCAGAGAAGAGCAACUUUGAGAAGUACAUUAAGAGCGACUCAUCCAAAAACAAAUACGAUAACUGGCCUGAGAUGGCGGAGUUGGAGGGCUGCAUUCCCAGAUUCCUGGAAUAAUCCGACGCCGCAGCCCGAAUCCAGGAAGUAGCAGGAGCAGGAUUGAAUGUUUGAGACUUUCUAUGGAUGUAAAACUGACCUGAUCGUUUGUCCCGAAUCUUUAUGCAUGGUUUCCUUCCAUUGGAAUCUCUUAAUCUGACUCUUGAAGGAAGCUGAAGCUGUGACACAGAGAGGAGAUAAAAAAGGAACCUGAGGAAGCAUCCCUAUAUCUCUACUGCUG
Cyprinodon variegatus (sheepshead minnow) is the source of this 1255-nucleotide messenger RNA. RefSeq names its product protein FAM3C-like. The coding region runs from base 313 to 1035 and encodes 240 amino acids. The record is from RefSeq and is a predicted model, not a curated record. NCBI's taxonomy places the organism in Eukaryota, Metazoa, Chordata, Actinopteri, Cyprinodontiformes, Cyprinodontidae. The transcript has 11 exons.